AUAUACUAUAUAAGCAAUUAAGCCAAUACAACAAAACAAAACGAAAUAAUAAUUUAUCAAAUUUUAAAGUUAUUAGGUUUUCUGCUACGUUAGACCAACCCCAAUGGUCAACUUUAGAAAUCUUAUAAUUGUUCUUAGCAUUAUAAUUCAAUAAAUAUAAUAUAUUGAGUGUCUAAAGUUUUAGAUGGAGAUCCAAAUUAGGAUCUUUUUUCUAAACUAAGAAUGGACAUAUGUCAAUUUUUUAUUGGAUACAGAAACAUUCACCCAAAAAAAAAAAAUGCAUUUGUUUGUUUUGUCUAUCUCUUUCUCUUCGACAAAAAAAAAAUCUUUCUCUUCCUCUUUCUCUCUUUUCUCUCUUUGACGCAAAAAUUCCCAAAUUCAUUGUGUUUCAAUUUGGUGAAAAAAUUUCUGGAAGCCUAAUCGAUGAACCAGAGAAGGAAGGUGGUUCGGGUGGUGACCAGAGAAGGAAGGUGGUUCGGGUGGAGAAGGAAGGUGGUUCGCUGGGUAAUUUCGGAGCUCAAUUCGCUUUCGCUGUUCACGCUUCUUUCCUCGCUUCCGGUUUCGACCUCACUGCCACCGGACGGCCUGCCUUCGCCAACGACGCUCUCUCUUCGUCUCCUACCCAGGAGGUUGGGAUUGACGGCUGGAACUAAUUCGAUGGGGAAUACGCGUUUGUCUAUGCGAAUCCUGAGAAGGGACCGAAGAAAGUUUUGGUUAAGUGCUUGGCGAUAGAUGAUAAACUUCUUGUUGAUGCACUAGCUGAUGGUGAAACUGAACCUCCCCAUCUCGAGAUAGAGUAUGGGUAAAACGUUACUUGCUACAGAAGCUGGUGCAAACUUCAUUAGCAUAACUGGCUCAACACUUACAUCAAAGUGGUUUGGAGAUGCAGAGAAGCUCACGAAAGCUCUGUUCUCCUUUGCAACCAAACUAGCGCCUGUGAUUAUUUUUGUCGAUGAGGUUGAGAGUUUGUUAGGGGCUCGUGGUGGUUCUUUCGAGCACGAGGCGACCCGAAGAAUGAGAAAUGAGUUCAUGGCAGCUUGGGAUGGUCUCAGGACUAUAGAUAGCCAAAGGAUCCUAAUCCUUGGUGCCACUAAUCGACCUUUUGAUCUUGAUGACGCUGUCAUUCGAUAUAUGUGGAUUUACCAGUUUGAUAAACUCGCAAAGGAAACCGAAGGAUAUUCAGGAAACGAUCUAAAGAACCUAUGCAUUGCUGCUGCGUACAGACCUGUUCAGGAAUUGUUACAGGAAGAAAACAAGGUAAAUAAGACAUAAUCAGUUCGGUUGAUUUCUUUUGAUUACGGAAUACAAUUUUUGUAACCACUCGAUGCAUUUGCAAUUUUUAUAACCACCCACCUUUGCAAUAAGUUUUGGGUUUUUUUUUUUAGGACACCUAUCAAGUGUCACCAUUGUAUGUAUAAAAACAACAGUGUUUUAAAUAUAUAAAGUAUACAAAAUAUUAUUAAUUAAUCAUUAAAACCCUUUUAAUUGUGUUACCAUUGGGGUUGCUCUUACUCUUUCUUUUUGGUGUUAUCAUGUUCCUUGUUUUGAAUCAGAUUCCAGGUAAUAUAUUAUUAUAUUCAUAUAUAAUUGCUUUAGAGGGGUUUGGUGUUGCUCAUAUUUUACAAGAGUAAUGUUACUAACAGAAUUUAGAAUUUUGAUUAGCAAAAAUAAUAUUGCAAUAUUAUUUUGUUGCGUGAGUUUUCAAUAUUGUUUAUUAAAAAUAUCAUUGUGAUUCUUAUAUAAAAUAAUAGAGAUAGAGGCAAAGAGGAGGGUGUGCAAGAAGUAUGGUGACUGGUUUGCAUAUUGCUAUGGUGAGCAGGUCCAGCAAAAUGCUACUUGCGUUUCAUUUUUUAAGAAAGAUAAUGUAAAUAAUGUUUUUAACUGUCGUUGUAGUGCGGCUUCAUCCAAUCUUCAUUGCACUUGUGAUUAUUAUUGCUAGGUUUUACUAUACCACUUUAUCCUCCAACUCCUUCACAGGCAGAAUAUUAUUUUACUAAUUAAAUAAAUAAGAGGAACUGUCAGAGUAUAGUUUUUCUAAUAGUUUUUAAUUUCAUUAUAUUUGUUGACAUGUAAGAGCACUCAUAUCAGGAUAAUGUUAUAUAUCAAGUUUAAUUUAUAUUUA
Molecule: messenger RNA, 2122 nt
Organism: Thlaspi arvense
Lineage: Eukaryota; Viridiplantae; Streptophyta; Magnoliopsida; Brassicales; Brassicaceae
Source: the annotation of a GenBank genome assembly